This is a messenger RNA of Myxozyma melibiosi, 1761 nucleotides long. RefSeq names its product hexokinase-domain-containing protein. Gene Ontology annotation, molecular function: glucokinase activity; ATP binding; fructokinase activity. The record is from RefSeq and is a predicted model, not a curated record. Gene Ontology annotation, cellular component: cytosol; mitochondrion. Bases 194 to 1579 code for a protein of 461 amino acids. The transcript has 3 exons. Gene Ontology annotation, biological process: glucose 6-phosphate metabolic process; glycolytic process; carbohydrate phosphorylation. NCBI's taxonomy places the organism in Eukaryota, Fungi, Ascomycota, Lipomycetes, Lipomycetales, Lipomycetaceae.
CGGAGGAGCUGCCAGUUGCGCAGCCCAAACCCUUCUGCGGCCCUGACGAUGCCGUCAUUCCCCGUCUGCUGCGUUCUCUCCCGGCCACUGCUGCUGCCUGAUACUCCAAUAUUCCCAGAUAUCUGAUCUGAAUCUGUUGUUGCUGCUGUUGCUGGCAUAAAAGAAGAAAGAAGAAUAAAGAAACAUCAUCAUAAUGACGUCGCAGUCGCUGAGCGAAGCUGUUGCGGAGAUUGUCGACAAGUUUAGCAUUAGCGAGCAGCGGCUUAAGAGUAUCUCGGACGAGUUCAUUCGUCUUUCAAAACUCGGGCUUCAUCAUGAGGGAGAGUCCAUGAGCAUGAUUCCUUCUUAUGUCACCUCAAUUCCAAACGGCAAAGAGAAAGGCACCUUCCUCGCCGUCGACCUCGGCGGCACAAACUUCCGCGUCUGCUCCGUCCACCUCAACGGCGACAACACCUACGACCUCCUGCAGACUAAGACCUCAAUCCCGCGCGAGCUCAUGGUCGGCACCUCCAAAGACCUCUUUGCGUUCCUCGCCAAGCGCGUCGAGGAGUUCAUCAAGACCCACCUGAGCGAGAAAUUCGACGAGGACUCGGUCGACCACCAGCUCAAGCUCGGCUUCACUUUCUCCUUCCCCGUCAACCAGACCGCCAUCAACCGCGGCACGCUCCUGCGCUGGACUAAAGGUUUCGACAUCAAGGACACCGUCGGCCAGGAUGUUUGCAAGUUGCUCCAGGACGAGCUCGACGCGCUUAAUCUGAAAGUCCACGUCGCCGCCCUCGUCAACGACACCGUCGGCACGCUCAUGUCGCGCUCGUAUUCCUCGCCCGGGCAGCACAGCACGCUGAUGGGCAUCAUCAUCGGCACCGGCACAAACUGCGCGUACGUCGAGUCUCUCGACGCGGUCGUCAAGCUCGGCGAGUCAGAACUUGCCUCGCUCGCAAAGACUUCAAACAUGAUGAUCAUCAACACCGAAUGGGGCUCCUUCGACACCGCGCGCGCCGUCAUCGGCUCGACAGAGUACGACGACAGCGUCGACCAGCGCACGCCAAACAAGGGCAUGCAUCUGUUUGAGAAACGCAUCUCGGGCAUGUUCCUCGGCGAGCUCCUCCGCGUCGUGCUCACGGACCUGCGCAGCAAGAACCUGCUCUUCUCCUCGAGCUCGCCCCAGCUCGAGACCGAGUGGAUCCUCGACACCUCCGCGCUCUCGCGCAUCGAGGCCGAUUUCUCACAAAACCUGAUCGCCACCCGCACGCUCAUCUCCACCGACCUCGGGCUCGAGACCACGCUCGAGGAACGCAAGGCCAUCAAGACGAUCGUCUCCGCGAUCGGCAAGCGGUCCGCGUACCUCGCUGGCGCUGUCGUCGCCGGCAUUCUCGAGCUCACGAGCGCGCUCGACAAGAGCGCGGGAGUCGACAUCGGCAUGGACGGCUCGGUUAUCGAGUUUUACCCUGGCUACGAGAGUUUGAUGCGCGAGGCAGUCAGCGCUGUGGUCGGGCAGGAGAAGGAGGCGAGAGUGCAUAUCGGGAUCGCAAAGGAUGGAAGCGGAGUCGGCGCUGCGCUCUGUGCUGUCGUUGCUUAGUGCGUGGAUUGUUAAAAGCUUUUACUGUUUUCUAUUAUAUUCUUCUUGUACUUUGUAUCUGUUGCGGCAUUGCCAUUUGAUAUAGCGCAAGAUAGGAUCUGAAUAAAACUGCCUCGCUGGCGCGGCAUCAACAGUGUAGUUUUCAAAAGUGUUUGUCAUCGAUGACAAAUACUAUCACAACC